Molecule: messenger RNA, 1430 nt
Organism: Protopolystoma xenopodis
Lineage: Eukaryota; Metazoa; Platyhelminthes; Monogenea; Polystomatidea; Polystomatidae
Source: the annotation of a GenBank genome assembly
AAUGUAUGUACACCCUACAUUAUUUUUUAGAUGUCGACAUUAUAGAGAAAAUUCUUGAGGAUGUCAGCUACUAUUCUCUGUGGCCGGAUAUGAAAGAUGAAGAUUGCCUUGUGCUUGCCAUAAUCUACGACUAUAUUAUGAGAAACUACCAGAAACGGGCGCAGUUGCCCAAUGAUAGAGAGCUGCCUCAACCCUCCUUAACUUAUAUUCUAACGAAUUCCGGACGUGUUAUUCUCUGCCCCUCUGGAACGGAAGUAUUUCUUGCCGUUGAAGAGAGUAUUCAUGGCAUGCGUGUCCAAAUUGCCGCUUCAGUAGCUCGAAUCCGUGUUCGUCAGCAAGUUGGCUCUCUUCGCCUUCUCCUGCCCGAGGAAUGGAGGCAAGCUGAGUUGUACUCCGAGGAAAUGCCUUUCUAUGGUUGGUACAACCAGCUGGUCGGCAAACAGGACAUUGUGACAGGCUGGCUAAACAAUAUGGGGUUUCGACGCGUUGUGAUUGGAAAGACUCCAUCUCCAAUGGAAUACUGCUCUGACAAACAUUGUCCGGACUCUUUUGUUUUCAACUCUGCCGACAGACAGAUGAUUUUUGAAUCUGAAAUAGUAGAUCAGAAAAACCUAGACAAGAGUAAUUGCUUCGCACUACACUGUACACUUGCCAUGGCAGGUGGAGGAGAGGAAAUCAUGUUUGUCAACACAACCAAUCUACUAUCAGCCAUUCACAUGGAGGGCUUGCUGGGUAACAAGUUUCCUAUGGUUCUGCCAGUUCCGACAAUUCGCAUUAUUCGCACGAUUCGGGAAGAUGAAGACAACAAGUUGGCGACUAAGAUGGGCUCUAAAGUCACCCGGGCAUCUUCUGAAGAGUUUUACCUGGUUGAGCCAGGCAAUGAAAAAAAUCGACAGAUUAGGCACAUCUUCCUGGAGGCCACGGACAACAGAAGUGGUGUUAUCAACCCUAUCGAUUAUCUUGAGGCCGAGAGUGACGAUAUUAAUAUUCUCCGUGAUAUGUGGCUCCUUCCUGGGAACCCGGCGAAGGAAGCUCGGAAUUUGGAAAUGAAUAUUAAGACAACAAAUCUCCUGAAGCAUGCCUUAAAGUUCAAUAAUGUGCGCAGUAUUACCUUUCUCAGUCAUCAUAAAAAUCUGGAAGAUGUUGAAUCGCUCGUCCUCAAAGUGUUAGAGGCGCAGAAUAAGGCCUUGAUUAAGGAGACAGAAUUGAUAUCAGUCAAACAACCCACAACAGUGCCGGCUUUUGGACUCACUGUGCCUCUGAUGCCAGCCUUGCAGGAGGAGCGUGAAGCUCUGGAGGCUGGACAACCAAGUGUUAUCACUGAUUCAAAGAUGGUGCAUUUCCCAGCAGGACCAAACAACAAUGCGUUCACAGUUUGUUGUAUAGUCAAAGAAGUAGGCGGCAUCUCUAUUAUAUACCAAUUUAAAUGA